Contarinia nasturtii (swede midge) is the source of this 1369-nucleotide messenger RNA. It is a transcript of the gene mRpL3, whose product is annotated as 39S ribosomal protein L3, mitochondrial. Bases 179 to 1288 code for a protein of 369 amino acids. Gene Ontology annotation, biological process: translation. Gene Ontology annotation, molecular function: structural constituent of ribosome. Gene Ontology annotation, cellular component: mitochondrial large ribosomal subunit; ribosome. The transcript has 6 exons. The record is from RefSeq and is a predicted model, not a curated record. NCBI's taxonomy places the organism in Eukaryota, Metazoa, Arthropoda, Insecta, Diptera, Cecidomyiidae.
ACUCCACCAAUUGUGAAUGGCACAUACAAAUUCUGUCAUUUUUGACAGUUGUGAUUGUGAAUGAGUGUGUCGUUGAAUCCGCAAUGCUUUGAUGUUUUGUCAGUGGAUAAAAGACGGAAAGCAAUAUAUGGUUUACACCAAUAAAGUUUAAUUUUAAAUAAAUUCAUAUUUUUUCAAUAUGUUGCGCACGUUAGUGUCGACAUUAUUUCAAUCCCGGCUAAGUCCAACGACAAUAACACAGGUGCGAGAAUGUCGCUCAAAAAUUCUACCAAAACCACGGAAAAGAAAUCCAGUUUGGUUCGUACGACAAAAACGAACGGUCCAUGACGAUUUAAUAACAAAAGAAAAUCAAAAAUUCAUCACAGAAUUCACAAAUGAUCGUUUCGGUAUACCAACGUUGGUCAAAGGUGUUCACACCUAUCCAAAAAGUGUUUAUGAAUCGUUAAUUGAUGUAAAGCAAGUCGAAACACCAGAGCAAUGGAGUAAAUAUCAACGAAGGGCUGGUUUAAUUGCGCGUAAAAUCGGCGUAGUUCCAAUGUGGCGAAAAGAUGGCUCAAAAGUUAUGACAACGAUGCUACAAAUUGACGAUAAUCAUGUCAUUAAAUAUCUUGAACCAAAUGAAUAUAAUCCAGCCCAAUUGCCACGAGUAAAAAAUUUGAAGAAAUUUGGUUGCCUUCUCAUUGGCGCCGGCAGUGCUGAUCCAUCGCUAUUCACAAAAGAGUACUGCGGAUUGUUCAAAGAUUCGGGUGUCAUGCCGAAAAGACAUUUAGGACGUUUCUUGGUUACACCAAAUGCCAAAUUGCUACCAGGAACACCAUUGAAUGUUACACAUUUCCGUGUCGGUGACUUUGUUGAUGUUCGUGGUAAAACUGUCGAUCGUGGUUUUCAAGGUGUAAUGAAACGAUGGGGAUUCAAAGGUAUGCCGGCUACACAUGGUCAAACAAAAACACAUAGAAGACCUGGAAAUAUCGGUUCGGGUGGUCAAAAAGCGCGUGUUUGGCCAGGACAAAAAAUGCCUGGUCAUAUGGGAAAUCGAUAUCGUAAAUUGAAAGGUUUGGAAAUCGUUCGCAUCAACAAAGAAUACAACGUAAUGUGGGUCACUGGUCAAAAUGUUCCUGGCGAAAAUAAUGGCAUCAUAUAUAUUUACGAUACGAUAAUACCGACGAAACGUUCACUUCUUCAGCCACCUUUUCCAACAUGUUUCGAAGACAAAGACAGUGAAAUCGAUAUUUUCGCCGAGAAUUAUCACGAUUUCCAAAAACCAACCAUUUUCUAUGAAGAUGAAUAGUCUAAUCUUUUGAUCGUUGUACAUUUUAAUAUUACCAAAUAAAAAUAGAAGAAAAUUCCGUAAAUAAUUGGAGUUUAUUCA